CGCACGCAUAGAGCUCACUACUCGUUCAGGCACCUGCCUGAGGCCUGCCCACAGCCGGCGCCCUACCGCGCCACCGGCAAUAUUAGCAUGCGUGUGCUUGUGCGUGUGCGUGUGCGUCUGCAGACACCGAGCAGCACCAGGAGCCAUGACAGGCCGACUGACGGCGGACAACCGCGAGACGCAAAAAGACUGACCGAGAUGGACAAGGACAGGACAGGACAUGUUCCGGUCAUGGAUUGCUCAAUGAAGCUUCACUUGCACGCACGGCGCUCUCUCUCGUGCGCACCAGUGGCUGGAACCUCUUGUGCUUGCAGCAAGUUCGAGCAUCGAGCACCAUGCCCACGCACACGCAGCUUGGAUGCUCAUGCCAAGCUGGCCAGCCGCUGUCAGCACCAGGCAAGCACCUCCAAUAGCGACGGCGUUGACUGCGUUGCAUUGCAUCCCUCGUGGUGCCUUGAACAGAUUCUUGCUGCCUUCCCUGCCUCGACGCUCGACGCUCGACACUCGACGCUUUCGACGCCGCAACGGCUCAUCCCACUCACUCACUCUCACUCUCGCAUCCGCGUCUAGCUCAAGGCCUCGCCUGGAGCAAGUGGCUGAACGGACGGACAGACAGCCUCAACAUCAUUCAAGUCGUUCAUCCAAGCGAGGCCUCGUCCCACAUCGAUCCAUCGUCAUUUGGGCUCCAGCCCUAUGAGGACGGCAAUCUGACAGGCCGGUCGGGUGGUGCGACUUCCAAGAAAAGAAAAAGGUCACAGCACUCUAUCAGGACCACCCGGCUUGACGUCAAGACAAGCUUGUCGUGUCGCCAAUCGCGACCGGUUCGUACGCAUCGCGAGGUCAAUUCAUGGAGACUUAAGCUCCAUUGCUCUCGCUAGGCUAAUGUGCCUUUGGUGU
Jaminaea rosea is the source of this 897-nucleotide messenger RNA. RefSeq lists its product as hypothetical. The transcript has a single exon. The record is from RefSeq and is a predicted model, not a curated record. Lineage: Eukaryota; Fungi; Basidiomycota; Exobasidiomycetes; Microstromatales. The coding region runs from base 88 to 570 and encodes 160 amino acids.